Molecule: messenger RNA, 1212 nt
Organism: Durusdinium trenchii
Lineage: Eukaryota; Dinophyceae; Suessiales; Symbiodiniaceae
Source: the annotation of a GenBank genome assembly
AUGGUCGACCAAAUCUGUGUCUCGUUCAUCCUGCAGAUCAGGCUUUAUCCCUACUUGGUGCUGGGAGGUUCGCUUUUGAUGCCCAAGGAGAUGGAUUCCAAAGACCCAGGAGCCUUGGCCAUCCUCGCAGCACAGGACCAAGCCGAUCCCAAGCUUUGCUUCGGCGCGCUGCGGCGGAUCAAUUUGGGGGGUGAAGCAGUGAACCAGAGGCUCUUGGAGCGGACCGCUUCGCGCUUCGACUCGAGCCGACUCUUCGUCACCUACGGCCCAACGGAAGCUGCCGUGGACACCACGACCGCAGAGUUCACGGCCGGUCCGGGCGGUAUGGACGGUACCGGCGGUACGCGCGUGCAUCGGUGCAUCGGGUGGCCGGAUGCCUACCGUGCAGUGCACCUGGAGGGCGAGGGUGGAGAGGACGAUGGGCUGGUGGUGUUGGGUAGCGUGGGGAUGUUGAAGGUGGCAGGACCAGGGCUGGCGCUGGGCUAUCUGCAGGUCGAGCAGGCUGAGGUCUUCAUGGAUGCGCAGUGUGGUGCAGGAAAGCACUACAAGACGGGAGAUUUGGUGCGAUGGGGGAAGGAGGGCUUGGAGUUCCUAGGAAGACGAGACUCACAGGUGAAAGUGCACGGCCACAGGAUCGAACUGGAAGAAAUCGAAUCUGCACUGAAGACGUGCCCAGGUGUGGCGGAGGCGGCCGUGCUGUUGGCCGCGCCGGGUGGUGUCGAGCCGGAGGAGCCGGUGCUGGUGGCCUUCGUGAGCCGCUCGGAGGAGUGGUUGGCUCCGCCCUCGCUGCACGCGCUUCCAGCGCCGCUGCGGCCGCGGCACGUGGUACCCAUCACAGCGUGGCCGCGGAGUCCCACGGGGAAGUUGGACCGACAGCGCUUGGCGCAGGAGGAGGGGCGUGCGGAGACACAGGACUUCUCGGAGAAGGGGCGAUGCUUCCUGGAUCUCUUGGGACAGCUCUUGCGGAAGGAUCUGCGUGCCGCGGAGCUUCAGCAGAGCUUCCUGCGCCUCGGGGGGGACUCGGUGUUGGCGAUUCGGCUCUCGGCCAAGCUCCGGGAGCAGCAGAUCUACGUGACACCGGGAAGGAUGAUGGGCUCCAGCUCCGUCUGGCAUUUGGCGUCGGAGAUGGAUGCGGUGACAAGCGGAAGCGCGAAGUGCUUGGAAGUGGCCGAAGGUGUGGAAGGAGAUUCGCGGGAUUUGGAAGGAAGAUAA